AUGAGUCCUACGCGUAAGACCCGAUUACCAGGUGAUCAACUGACAAUCAUGAGUUGUGACAAUCAUUUUAACGAUAUAUUUUGGUUGGAAGUUUUUAAAAAAGUUGAUAAAAAUCAUGAUGGACGAAUAAAUAAGCGAGAAUUUAAGAAAUACAUGACAAAUUAUGGCGGUUCAUUUACUUCAGUAGAUUUACGAAGAGUAUUUGAAUAUUGUGAUACAGACAAAAGCGGUUAUAUUGAAUUUCAUGAGUUUAAAAACUUCAUGGAAGGACAUUGA
Molecule: messenger RNA, 276 nt
Organism: Schistosoma turkestanicum
Lineage: Eukaryota; Metazoa; Platyhelminthes; Trematoda; Strigeidida; Schistosomatidae
Source: the annotation of a GenBank genome assembly